Messenger RNA from Macrobrachium nipponense, 3520 nucleotides. Its product is annotated as piwi-like protein Siwi. Lineage: Eukaryota; Metazoa; Arthropoda; Malacostraca; Decapoda; Palaemonidae. The record is from RefSeq and is a predicted model, not a curated record. Bases 140 to 2458 code for a protein of 772 amino acids. Gene Ontology annotation, biological process: regulatory ncRNA-mediated gene silencing. The transcript is spliced from 16 exons. Gene Ontology annotation, cellular component: P granule. Gene Ontology annotation, molecular function: protein binding; piRNA binding; RNA endonuclease activity.
GGGCGAGAGGCGGAAGGGUGGACUUGCUGGAAGAGGUAGAGGUAGAGGUAGAGGAAGAGGAAGAGGCAGCGGGGAAGCUCGUGGACGAGGAAGAGGUCGAGGCUACACGAACGUCAACAGGCCGGACGUACUUACGAAAAUGAGCGAAACGCUGGAAACGGUCGUCUGGACGAAGCCUCAGACUUUCACUAGCAAGAAAGGAAUAACUGGGCAACCCAUCAUGUUGCACUCCAACUACUACCAAGUGAAUGCCCGUCCGGACUGGGCCUUCUGCAUGUACCACGUCGAUUUCACGCCAGACGAGGAGAGGACACACGUGAAAAAGCAGCUGAUGCGGCAGCAUACACAGGCACUUGGAAAUUACAUCUUCGAUGGCAACCAGCUUUACACCUCUUACAAAAUCCAUGAUGAUCCACUGGAACUGGCUUCAAAGCGACCGGAGGAUGGUUCCCCGUACACUGUCAAAAUUCGCUUCAUCAAAGAAAUCCCAUCGUCCGACACCCAGUUUUUACAGAUUUUCUCAAUACUGAUCAGAAGAUGCUACGAAUACCUGGGACUCACUCAAAUAGGUCGACAUUACUACGACAGCAAGGCUGAAAUACAGAAUCAGAAAUACAGGUUAGCCAUAUGGCCAGGCUACAUCUCGAGCAUAAGACAGCAUGAACACAACAUCCUCAUGUGUUCCGACAUCAUCCACAAGUUCCUGAGGCUAGACUCAAUCUACGAAAUCAUGAGAAGGAUCAAGAAUGAUCGACCUGACACCUUCAAAGCAGCUGCGUGCAGGCAGCUGCUCGGGAUGAUAGUGAUGACAACUUACAACCAGAGGACGUACAGAAUCGAUGACAUUGCGUGGAACAUCACUGCAAGAAGCAAGUUCACUUGUCAGGGGGAAGACAUCACCUACAUGGAUUAUUACCAGAAGACCUACCAGGUCAAGAUACGUGACCCUUUCCAACCCCUGCUGAUGUCGAAGCCCAAGAAGAGGGACCUGCGCAGAGGGCAGGGCAACAUUUACCUCAUUCCUGAGCUGUGCGUUGCCACGGGACUCUCCGAGGACAUGAGGAAUGACUACUGCCUCAUGAGGGACUUCGCCGAGUGGACUCGUAUGUCUCCCGACAAGCGGGUGACAGCCCUGAAGAAGUUCAACCACAGACUUUUCGAAAAUGAACAGGCGAAAGCAGAGCUUCAGCAAUGGGGCCUGAGCUUUUCCCAAGUCUUGUGCCAAGUGAAGGGGAGAGUUUUACCCCCGGAAGCGAUCACGCAAGGAACACAAAACAUCACAUUCAGAGGAUUUGACCCCGACUGGACCAAGGAUGUAAAAGAUUUGCCUUUGAACGUAGCGCAGAAAAUCACCAAUUGGGUGUUGGUAUAUCCACUACGACAGAAGCAGGAGGCUGAAGAUCUUUUAAUGGGGCUUAAAAGAGUCAGCCGAUCAUUAGGCAUGGUAUUCACCCAGCCAGUGUUUGAAUGCCUGCAACAGGACUUCGCCCAAGAUUACAUAAGGGCAGUUUCAAGACACAAUGCAGUUCAGCUUGUUGUGUGUUUGCUGCCUAACAGCAAACUUGAUCGCUAUGCAGCCAUCAAAAAGCAUGUUUCGGUAGUCAUGGCUACUCCUUCACAGAUGGUUCUGGCUAAGAGUCUGCAAAACAAGCAAAGGCUUCUGAGUGUCGUCAACAAAAUCGCAAUACAGAUCAACUGCAAGCUCGGAGGCGAAGUUUGGAACGUACAAAUUCCAUUCCAGAAUACAAUGGUGGUUGGGUAUGAUGCCUACCACGACAGCACGAGGAGAGGAUCCUCCUGGGGAGCUGUGGUGGCUUCGUUCAACAAGAAUCUGACUCGAUACUAUGGUCAAGUAUCCAGACAUAUCAACCAUGAAGAACUGACUGCUAACUUCUGUAAUAAUAUUCAAAAUGCCCUGUAUCACUACAGUAAAGUCAACGGGACGCUUCCUGAACGAGUUAUCGUGUACAGGGAUGGUGUUGGCCAGGGUCAGCUGGAGUACGUCAAGAACAUCGAAAUUAAUGCAAUAAAGGCAUGCUUUCAAGCAAACAACUUUUCUCCUCGCUUCAGCUUUCUUGUGGUUAGCAAAAGGAUCAACACACGGUUGUUUGCACAGGGAGCACAGUCUGGCAAUCCCAUUAACCCUCCUUCAGGAACAGUUUGUGACGAUGUUCUAACACUCCCAGAGAGGUACGAUUUUUACCUUAUAAGCCAAAAGGUUUUACAGGGAACUGCAACGCCAACAUCGUACAACAUUCUGGAAGACAUCAACUCUAACCUGGAUGCUGAUAGACACCAGCGCCUUGCCUACAAACUCACCUACUUGUACUACAACUGGAUGGGCCCUGUGCGUGUUCCAGCACCUUGUUUGUAUGCACACAAAUUAGCAUACAUAACCGGACAAGCAAUUCACGAUGUGCCUCAUCAUUCUCUCGCUGACAAGCUGUGGUAUUUGUGAGCUUAUAUCUUCGCAUUCAAGUGGAAUCAGAAAUCACUGCAUGGCGGUCCGCGUAAUUUCCCAAACAAGAGAAGUUCGACAACAGUACGGUGUAGAAGGCCAUUCUUAGAUUAGCGGGAUGUUAACAUGUUGGAUUUUUUUUUUUUUGCAAGUGUGACUGUUUGAAUUGAUACUUUAAUUUCUUUGUCGUUUUUUUUAAUGUAUCCUGGGGUUUUGAAGACGGGGCCAGCUUGUGCACACACACCUACCUGCAUGUUCGUCAGGGAUUAGUCACACUCCACAGAUACAUUCAUACCUGCACUGAAUAAUAGUCUGGGACUAGUCACGUACUCCUGACUGACACAUUCAAAACCUGCCUAAUAGUCUGGGACUAGUCUCACACGUCCUUCAGAACUCUGCUACACAUUAAGAACAUUCAUCCCGUUUACCAAGAACUAAGGCUUUGUUGCCACAAAGUAUGAAAUUACGAGCAAGGGAAACAAGGAUAUUCUACAGUAUCUUAUUUACAUAAUACCGGGAACUGAAACAUUGUGGAUUACAAGUGUAAUCGAAAGAAUAUCCAAGUGGAAUACUGAGGAAUAUGCUCAAUUUUUUUCAGAUAAGUAUGUUUUGAUAAUGAAUAUAUUUUUACAUGCGUAAUACAUAUAAUACCUUUUUGUGAAUUUUUUAUUCGAGGCAUGCAGAAAGCAAUUUCUCUGCUAGUCUUGAUAUAAACUUAAUCCUGUUUAUAACAAUCUUCAAAUUGUUAUUUUUUUCAUAAUUUAGAUGAACCAACAAAUUACUUGUAGUAAUUACACACACAAUAACGUUUAAAACACACAUUGUUUAUGGUUUACUUUUAGUGAACGUAGAAAAUUCAUUGGCUCUUGGUACCAGUGAAGCCUACUGAAAAAUAUUGCAAGCAUGGAAAGUAAUGUAUACUGACAAGCUGUAACGGUUAUAAAUAGGCUGCUCGUUCAUUUUUAUUAUGUAAUUCAACCAGUCCUUUGACGCUAAUAUUUCAUUAAUUAAGUUUGUAAGUGAUAAGAAUGUUGGUCUAAUGUCAAAAACAAAUCCUUUGUC